This is a messenger RNA of Cyprinus carpio (common carp), 1279 nucleotides long. Its product is annotated as centriole, cilia and spindle-associated protein-like. Gene Ontology annotation, biological process: regulation of mitotic spindle assembly. Gene Ontology annotation, molecular function: microtubule binding. The transcript is spliced from 5 exons. Gene Ontology annotation, cellular component: ciliary basal body; ciliary transition zone; cytoskeleton. Lineage: Eukaryota; Metazoa; Chordata; Actinopteri; Cypriniformes; Cyprinidae. Bases 360 to 1241 code for a protein of 293 amino acids. The record is from RefSeq and is a predicted model, not a curated record.
AGAUAGAUGUAUUUGGCCAAAGACUAUAGAAAUUAGAAUUAUAUAGAAUUUAGUCUUAAAGAGACUUUGAUUUAGCGCAGUGUAGCGUGUUUUGACCGCUGUUCAAAAGUUAUAAAUAGUUCAAUGUAUAAUUAAAAAAUACCUUUAAGCCCCCUCACCCUUUUUCUUUGACCGGCUUUGGGAGGUCAAGCUUUGACCGUAGACAACACCUGUCGAUGUCUUCUGGUGAUGUGCAGCGCCUGUACCACAGGGCGGAGCUACAGCCGAGGUUUACAGAGCGAGCUUGACGUCUGCAGACAACUAGCGCCAUCUGUUUCCCUCGUCCUUGCCUAAAUCAAAACGUCGAACGAGAGUGAAAUAUGGUGACGAAGCGAAUUAGGUCCGAAUACAUGAAGAAAUUUAAAGAUCCGAAAUGGGACACUUAUGCAAAAUGUUAUGAGGAUUUGCUGAAGUACAGACUGUCGAGACGGCUGUUGGAGCAAGCGCACAACCCCUGGUUCUGGGGAGAAUGGGGGAGCGAGACAGGCUCCAGUGGUACAUCUACUCCUCUGAGACGGAACAAAGUUGAACCUGAGAGGAUCCAUGAUGAGAAAGCAGAAAGAUCUGCAUGUGUGACACCAGAACCACAGGCAGAAGAACUGGACAGAGGCGCUGCAGACACCAAGCUAGUUACCGGAGUUAAUGAGCAGAGUCAUCAAGAGAGAGAGGAAGAGAGAGCCAGAGAAAGCUCUCCUGCUCUCAUUCCAGAAACUGACACGCAUAUUCUGAACACACCAAAGAGCAAACUCCUCUCCUCACACAAGUAUACACGAUCCAAGGUCAAGCCUCAUGCAACCAAAGACCCUGAAAAAGAAAAUCGUCAUCCUUUUGCCCUGUAUGGUGCAGGAGAGAGACAGACAGAUAUGGCUUCCAAGAAAACCCAUAAUGUUGGUCCUGCAGCAUCAACUGCAGAGAUCCAUGAGUCAGCGAUGCGAGCAAGAACCAGACGAGAGGUGGAAAAACAGAUGAAGAGAUUUGACAAACAAAGAGCCAGAUCUGCUGACUUCGAAAAUAACAGAAAUAAGGUUGUCCCCGAUUUCAACCCCUGGAUGACGGAGUACAUGCGCUGCUUUUCAGCUCGUUCUCGCACGCUGGUCUUGGACAUCAGGAUUCUGCAAGCUUGCCCAGACCUCAUCCAUGUAUCAGACCCAAGGAGCACUUUAAUGUCUGGCAAAGUUCCCUUGUUCACUUUAAUGGAAUGAUUAUUUAAAAAAAAUAAAAACUUCAUUUGUUGCAUGAA